CAAGAGUUAGCUCCCCUCUGCUUCCUGAUCAUAUCCGUCAACACUGGUUUUUAUUCCGAUUCACCGUUUUAUGCACAUAUUUCAGAUUGUCAACACUCGUUAUAUCAGGUCUGGUAAAAGAAUGACAAGGAAAUACUGAUAAUUAGAAUUCAACAUGGCAUCUCGGAUGAUGAAAAGUGAAACUUACCCGGUCAGCAUCCAGUCUAGUGCUGAGAACAAUGCUUCAAAACAAGUUUUGAAGGGAGAGAAGUCUGCAGUUGGUAGUAGCCGUCCAUGUAACGAACACUCUUUCCUGACGGAUGUGGCCGACGUACGAACCAUGGAACAAGGCCUGCUCCAGCUCCUAGAAGAUUUUCACUCAGGAAAACUUCAAGCAUUUGGUGGAAGUAUGACAUUUGAGAAGAUGGAUCAUAUCAGGGAACAACAGGAGAGAUUGGCCAGACUUCACUUUGAGAUGGAGCUUCUCCAGGACAUGCACAGGCGGGACACAGAAGAAGGCAAGUCGGCUAGUAAUGACAAAAUGUCUAAACUCAUAGACCAGCUCCAUGCCAUCAGUUCAUCAAUACAGAGAAUCCAGAAAGAAUGAAUGGAUGAAAGCCAGAAAAUCUCAAAAUGUCUGUCAUUACCUCGUUAUGUGGACCAAUCAAAAUGACGUACCAUAUAUUCUUCAUUUCAAUUCUGCAACAAAAAGGUGUAUCCUUGUGUUAAGAGAGAAUGUCUUCAAAGCAUGAUAAGACAACAGUUUCAUGUGUCACACAGCAUUAUCAACUUUCUUAGUUACUUACCAUCCAUGACACAUUUAUGUCAAUGAUAAACUUGUUAAUCAUACUAUUUAAAUGAAAUUCCCCAAUGUUGAAAAUCAUAUAUAUGUGGACAUUUUUUUUCCAAAUGUCCAAAAUAAGAUUAAAAAAAUCAUUGGGUUUCAUUAUCAUGCAAAGGGCAUCUUUGUUAAUUUGUGGUUAAUUUUCUUGCAAUUGUAAUAAAAAAAGGUAUUAAUUUUGUUGAGAAAUUGUUUGUUAGCAAUUCAACUGACUGUUAAUUUGUAAUACUUUUCUUACUUUUUUUAUUUACCAGUAUAUAUAACCGAUAUGUUUUUUUUUAUAGUGAAGAUAUUGCGGAUUGAUCUGAGACAAAAUGACACAAAUUUAGGUGCUGGUUUAUUUUUUAUUUAAGGAAAUAUGCUACCCUUUUUUUUUUUUUUUUUUGCAUAACUUUUUAGAGUUAUCCCCCUUAAAAAUCCUAUGACAUUAUCUACAACUUCAAAAGUUCUACUGUAAAAAGUCCCAUUAUUGAUUUAAUUCUGAUGAUUUAAUUCAUUAUUAAUUAAUAAUAUGUUGCUGAUCAUUAGAUUUCAUAUUGGCAGUACAUCGAAAAGAAGUAUGUUGUGAUAUUUUAAUGAAACUAUUGAUUAUCAAACAAAAGAUUACAUGAAUCCAGUACUUUCUACUGAUAUGAGUUACUGCACAUAAACAAAUCCAAGUUUAGUGUAAAACUGAUAUAUAGUAUUAUACAUUUAUGAUAAAUAACUGUAGUGUAGUAUUCACACAUUUAAAUGUACAAUAGAUUCCCAGUGUGAGGAUGGUUGGUGUACAUGUUCAUGUAGGUAUAACUCCCGACUUUGUUGAGGAACAUGGUCUUUAUAUAACUGUACAGAUAUUGUUUACUUUGAGCGAUUGUUUACUUUGAGUAUGGGUAUGUAACCAGGUAGUGCAUAUGUUUAUUACAUAUAUGUGUUGUAAACUUAAUCGUGAUUGGACGAGAGCUGUCAUUUACUCCAUCAAUAUCUUUCAAUAUUAGAAAUGGUUCAAAUUUUCUGAAUUCUCAUUGGCUGAAACAUGCUCACAUGGUUGUCAAUAUUAUGAGAUACUGACUUGAUAUUUCUAAAAUAUUGACCUCAGGCUUCGCCCUGUCAAUAUCUGAUUCUACUAGGUCAGUAUAAUACCAUAUUGACCUCACCAAAAGUCCAUAAUUGAUAAAUAUUGAUAUCACAAGCAUAGUUAUAUAUUCUUCAAUUUUAUUGAAUAUGUUUGCAUGCACAUACGGUGGUACAGAAUUUGUUAUAAUUGAUGUGUCACUUUUUUGUGCAUGCUGUAAAACCUCUAUAUAAUGCCCCCUCAUUGAAACCAAUCUAUGUAUAUUUAUAGACAUUAUAGGUUGAUAUUUUCUAUUCAUUUUAUAGAUAAAACCUUUUUGAAAAAGAUAUUGCUAACCCUUUUUUAUAUACAGUAAAACCUUUAAAAUCUCCUCUCUUUUGUUUGCAAUCUCACGAACAGUAAACAUAUAUUUAUCAAUUUUUCAGUUUUUUUUUAUCAAUUCCUUAGUUUUCAAUUUAUUGCCAAACCUUCUAUAAUGCCAAAAUUUCCAGCAUAAAUGGCAGCAGUAUAAUUGUAUAAUGAUGACAGUGUAACAACGUUUUAAUGUAAAGUAGACGGCAGUGUAUUAAGAAUUUUCUGUACAUUAAUAUACAUUCUGUAGUAGGAGUGGAAAAAUGCACGGCCAGACCGGGGUUUGAACCCGGGACCUCCGAACACUAGCCGGAUGCUCUACCGAUUGAGCUACCUGGUCGCCGAUGAUCGACCUGGUCCAGUUCCGCUACACAUUCAUGUUUCAGACAAAAAAUUUUUUAAUACCAUUCCUAUUUGUCUGGUCUCUCAAUCUCUGUGAUAUCUUUUCCAGAUUUUCAUUCUUCUAAGAAUAAGAUUUCUGUGAUAAAUUGGAUAUUGUAAGUUAUUUGGGAGUUAUUUGUUUUUAAAAUCAAAUUUUUGACUAUCCUCUAUAGCAUAACUACAGAUGUUAGCAGAAUCCGGGACAAAUUCAAUCAAUCUCCCCUGCAUGAUGUAAAUGGACAUGGACAUCUUAAGCAGUGGCCCCUUUUCGGACGAGGAAAUAUUUUUUAUAGCCUUAAAAAAAAAAGCCUAUGCUAAACCCCCCCUCCCCCUUAUCGAAAAUCUUAUCCUCGAAAGAUUGCAAAAUUUGCUAUAAUCAUUAUGGCCCCCAGACCCAUCGCCAAAAAAAAUUUCUGGACCACCUCCUUUUCAAAUUCCUGGAUCCACGCCUGAUUACUGUCUACAUACCAAUGGGUUGGUUGUUUAUUCCCCCCCCCCCCCCCCUUUCCUAUUAGAAACUGCAGGUUGUAAAAGUAUUUUUCCCCAGACUUUUUUUAUUAGAUACUGCAGGUUGUAAGAUUAAAGAAAUAAAAUGCUUUGCGCCAUCAUCAAUAGUACAUGGAAUGUUUUGACAAAUCUCAUGACAUUCAUCAUUUGUCAUACAAUUACGCAGUGACCAUGAUGACAACAUUCUAUUAGGAGUCAUAACAUUUUUGAAAUAAAAGUGUAUGUGAGAUCCUCGUCUUUUCCUUGAUCUCUAUAUAUAUUCUGAAUAGGUAAAGACAAAUUUCAGGUUGUUGGGUGGUACAUUGGUAACACACUUGCAUUUUACCUAGGCGGCCUGGGUUCGAUUUCUCGAUCGGAUGUGAAAAGGUAUUGGGGCACCUGCCUGACCACAUCGGGCUUUCUCUGGGUAUUCUGGUUACCUUCCAUGGUAGGACCCAUCGCACACUUCAGUCUAGGCCAACAAGCAUGGUUCAAAUAACUUGGUAUAACUUGUUUUGUAAUUGCUGUAAAAUAGGAUUACCAAAAUGUACCUGUGAAAUUUGGGAGACAAGUCAUCAUAUACAUAUCCUAUAGUAUACUGCUGUAAAGGAAAUGAUAAGAAUUAUACAUGAGCUCGCUAAUCAUAUUUGUAAGUUAUGAAAAAUAUUUGAAUAUUUGAUGUCAUUUUCUAAUUCACUUGUUCAAGAAUUAAAAAAGUAUUUAGGACAAUAUCACUGAAAUUAACCAAGAGACCAAAAAUAAACGAUAAAACAGUCACUUUUAGUGAAAUACUUAAAGCUAUUUGAUUUAAAAUUCCAGUAAUGCUGUAUGCUUCAUUCCGAUGUACCUGUAUAUUAGCUACAAACAAUAUUUUCUCCAAACUCAAAAUUUCAUUGCAAUCAGUUGUAAUUAACCUGAUACAGACUGUAUGAAAGUAUGAAAACCCCUUGUUAGGUUGUAGAUGAAGCCAAAUCACUCGAAUUCAUAUUUAUUUUAUUCAUUGAUUAUAUAAUUGUACCAAAUAUCGGAAUAUAAAUAAUUAUUUAUAUAUCGAUAUACAAAAAAAUAUCUUCUCUAUCAAGGUCUGUAUAUAAGUAAUAAUUUUAUUUUAUAAUUUUUGUUAAUUUUAUUGUCUGUAUAUUGUUUAUAUUUCGUGUUGUAUUAAGUUCAGCUUCCAUAUUGUUGCCUGGGUUAGCUUUCACUGUCCAUAAAAGCACUGAUCUACUUAAGACCAAAAUUUAAUUGUUUUUGUAUAGGUUGUUUACAUGUAUAUAAUUCAUCUUGUUUAUAUACCUUCUCCUGUAAUAUGUGAUAAAUACUGUAAACGUUGAAAUUUACGCGCGGGGGGAAUUUACGCUAAUUACGCAGACUCUUUUUGUUCGUUAAAGUUUCCCCCAAGUGUAUUAUUUUUAUAUUAACUUGCGUAAUCUUGAAAUACAAGCGAAAGUGGAUCGAUCACGAAAAUUACCCCCUCACGCAUAGUUUACGUAUUGAAAUCGUGAAAUUACCCCCCCACCCCCCCAUAAUGUAGAAAUACACAUACAUGACCAAUUAUCACUGUAUUUUCACUCUGUAUAAACCUUAUGAAAACUUCAAAUUAAAUUGAACAACAAAAACUACCGUGGUAGUUUUCUUAUGAAGAAUAAUAUUGAUUAAAAUUUUAUAAAGUUUGGUUUUAAUAUCCCAGAAACUAACCACAGUACAAUAUUUAUUGUUGAAUGAAUGAAACCUGAUACACAGGACUGUAAUGAAAUACUUCAUUUUGUAUAAUCUGCAUUCGUAUCUGUGAUGAGUUUUUUACAUUCCAGCUUUAGUAAGUCCAGUGUAUUGGUAUGUGUGAAUUUGAGCACUAAGUGUAUCUGCUCCAUUGAUAAUUUUUUCUACAACAGUAACUGUUGUCAAUGCAUGUGAUUAAUUGGAGAUGAAGAGGUGAAAGCUCAUGGCCAUGACACAGAGGGUUUAGUGGUAAUCUUAUUUUAGCGGUAAUCUUAUUUUAGCACUUAUCACACUAUACCAUUCCGCUAAAUUAUGUUUGCGCUAAUUGCAGUUUUUAUUAAUUGUUCCUACAAAAAGUAAUUUUGGCGCACCAAUUCAUCAAUGCACUAAAUUUAUAUGGGACGCUAGGGUAAAUUUGAAAAUAUCACGCAAGAUAAAGGAAGGGAAGUAACUCUGAUAUGUCAGAACAGCAAGUAUAGGUGUCAUAUUGAUCAAAAAGUUAAAAUUGCGUAACCAUUCAGAACUGGAGAGAGUAUGCUAUGGUGAUAGUAAUAUCACUGUCACAUUAAAAAUAGGGAAGAAAAAAAAAAAAUCAAAAUUACCAACAAUCUUCAUUUCUCAUAAUAUACAAAUACAGACCAUGGGAUUGGAAAGUUAUCCAUGUGGAUGAAACAAUGUUAUCUUUUCAAGAAAUACAUAUAUAUUUGAAUUUUCACAAUUAAAUGUACCUAAGCUCUUUACAAAAAUAGUUAAAGUGAUCCUUGCAAAUGUAACCAGUGUGUUGAAAAAAUGUUGAAUGCGGGUAUUGUAAUCAUCUGAUGAAAGGUCAAAGUUCGGUUUAGUUUACAUAUCAUGGCUGAUAAAAAUGGGACGGCAAUUUGGUUUUUGUAUGGAAUCCAUUUUGAUUAAUACAAAUGUACAACACAUACAUAUCUAUAUAUAGAACAUGCUAUGGUUAAUGAUGCUUGACUUACUUUGGGUUUUGAUAUAUUUUCCCGGUAUUGUUGAGAACAUUAUUGGCAAUUCACUAAGUUCAUAUCAUGUACAAACAAAAAAUCUAAUUCUUUUGUAUUUAUUUUGUUGAAAGAAUAAACAACCAUGUCCAAUA
Pecten maximus is the source of this 5916-nucleotide messenger RNA. Its product is annotated as coiled-coil domain-containing protein 28A-like. Lineage: Eukaryota; Metazoa; Mollusca; Bivalvia; Pectinida; Pectinidae. The transcript has 7 exons. The record is from RefSeq and is a predicted model, not a curated record. Bases 155 to 586 code for a protein of 143 amino acids.